AUGAAGAAUUCACAUGUUAACCCUCCUUCUUUAAAAAUGUAUUCAAGAGCUGGAAAAGCCUCGCUUCAUCUUUACUCAACGUUAUACACUGGAGACAAGAAACAUCCGCAUAUAGAAAAAAUAGAAAGUGAGCCAGAUAUAAAUGAUGUUUUAAAAGGAAUAGAAGAAAGAGAACAAAGAUUUUUAGAGCAGCAGCAGUCUUAUAAGCCUAAACCUUCGACUGCUUUUAUAGCUGUAUCAAGAGCAAGUUUAGAGCUGCUUAGUAGUAAAAAUAAUCAAAAAUUAGAGCCUGGGCAUUAUACUCCAUCUUAUGAACUUCUAAGCAAGCAUACCCCAUCCCCUAAACUAAGGAAGCUUUCAGAUUUUUCCACUCCAAAAGUAAUUUUUUCUAUUAACCCCAAUAUACAAAGAAUCCCACAAAGUUUAUCAUCAAAAUCCAUAACAGAUAAAGAUACAAAAGCAAGUCAGCUCAGUAUAAAUUUAUCUGAAAGAACAAUUAUUGAUAGAAAAAGUUUUAAAUUUGAGAACCAGCUGCCAAGAUCAUCAUUUGUAAAGCGAGACAGCCCUCCAAAUGAAAAUAGAUUCAGCUAUUUGCCAGAUUCUCCGCUCAGAAAGACAGUUGUUGAUUUUUCUAAAAUGCUAGAAAGAGACCCAAACAAUAACAAAAAAAGCUACAAAGAAAUCAAAUACGGGUUUUUAAGCGAAAGACUAGCACGACGGGUCGAGCUAUGGCCUAUGUCUAUAGUAAUGAAUGGGAAAAAUCAAAAAGAGCCUGAAAAAAUAGAAAAAAAGCCAAAAGAGAAAAUUAAAUUCCCAAAGGAUCCCCAAAGUUUAGUUGACUAUGACAAGCUGAUUGUGGAAGAGCAUUCUAGAGAAGAAGAAAAAGACCCAGAGCAUCAAAUUGAUGACAUAAAAACAGACUUAGUUGAAGCAUUAAAGAAAAAUAAAAACAAUCCUAAUGUACAUAUAAUUGGUUUUGAAAAAGCCAUUGGCAGAGUAAGAAGUCGACAAAGAAGAAUUGACUUAUCUAGAAAUAAUACGAAAAAUUAG
Messenger RNA from Blepharisma stoltei, 1050 nucleotides. The record is from the annotation of a GenBank genome assembly. Lineage: Eukaryota; Ciliophora; Heterotrichea; Heterotrichida; Blepharismidae.